Molecule: messenger RNA, 1089 nt
Organism: Debaryomyces hansenii CBS767
Lineage: Eukaryota; Fungi; Ascomycota; Pichiomycetes; Serinales; Debaryomycetaceae
Product: uroporphyrinogen decarboxylase
Exons: 2
Coding region: 1-1089 (362 amino acids)
Biological process (GO): heme biosynthetic process
Cellular component (GO): cytosol
Molecular function (GO): uroporphyrinogen decarboxylase activity
Source: RefSeq, a predicted model, not a curated record
AUGCCAGAAUUUGCCCCAUUAAAGAAUGAUUUAAUUCUUAGAGCAGCUAGAGGUGAAAAGGUUGAGAGACCACCUAUGUGGAUCAUGAGACAAGCAGGUCGUUAUUUACCAGAGUAUCAUGAAGUCAAAGGAAAGCUUGAUUUUUUCGAAACUUGUAGAAAUGCAGAAAUAGCAGCGGAAAUUACUAUUCAGCCAAUAGAGCAUUUCAAUGGUUUAAUCGAUGCAGCUAUUAUCUUCAGUGAUAUUUUAGUUAUUCCUCAAGUUAUGGGAUUUGAAAUUGAGAUGGUUGAAGGUAAAGGGCCAGUAUUCGUGGAUCCAUUGAGAUCGCCAAAGGAUUUGUCAAGGGUUAAUUACAAACCCGAUAUAUUGAAGGGGUUGGAUUGGGCGUUUAAAGCAAUCACCCUUACAAGAACUAAAUUGAAUGGACGUGUUCCAUUAUUAGGGUUCUGUGGUGCGCCAUGGACUUUGUUGGUGUAUAUGACCGAAGGCCAAGGUUCAAAAAUGUUUAGAUAUGCCAAGGAGUGGAUAUACGAGCACACCGAAGAGUCUCACAAAUUAUUACAAGCUACAACCGAUGCAUGUAUUGAGUUCUUGGCUCAGCAAGUAGUUGCCGGUGCCCAAAUGUUACAAGUUUUUGAGUCGUGGGCUAGUGAAUUAGGACCUAACGAGUUUAAUGAAUUUUCAUUACCAUACUUGCGUCAAAUCAGUGAGAAAUUGCCAAAGAGAUUACAAGAGUUAGGAAUUACCGAAAAGAUUCCUCUUACUGUCUUCGCAAAGGGUGCAUGGUAUGCUUUGGAUUCUCUUUGCGAUUCUGGUUAUGAUACCGUUUCUUUAGAUUGGUUGUACAAGCCAGAGGAUGCUGUUAAAGUGGUCAAUGGCAGAAGAAUCACCUUACAAGGUAAUUUAGAUCCUGGUACUAUCUAUGGUUCUGAUGAAGUUAUCUCUAAGAAAGUUGAACAGAUGAUCAAAGGGUUUGGUGGUGGAAAACAAAACUACAUUAUAAACUUUGGCCAUGGUACUCACCCAUUUAUGAAGCCUGAAAAAGUGGAGCAUUUUUUGAAAGAGUGCCAUAGGUUUGGCCUGCAAUAG